UUUUUCGCAGCACAAGGCUCAUUGGAUCUUCGUAGCUUUGUGGCGCUUUCUCUUGUUGUGUGACUCUCUCUCAGGUGUGGACGUGGAUUUUGUAAGCUCUCUCUAAGGGUUUGGCUGUUAAGCGGGCAGGAAUCUGGAAGAGAGUUUUGAGAGGAGAGGGUUUCGGAGGCGCCGCUGGAAAGACGGUUCUUUGAACGUUGUGAAAGCAGACGGGAGCGCAAGGUUUGCUGUAAAGCAAACGCGCUGGGCAUCAAUGUAGCCUGCAAAGAUGGCAGGGUUUAUCCUUCCAGAGGGGGGCCAGGAACCUCCCAGUCCAUCAGAUCUGCAGCAUGCAGGGAGCAAUGGCAAAGCAAAUGGGAACCAUGCUCUUGUCUCUGCGGUGGAUGCACAAGCAAACCAUCUGAAAGUGGGGGUCAAGGAGAGUCCGAAGAGGAAGAAGGCCAGUAAGAUGGCUAAACUGAAGCAGAGCAAACUGGAUGCACGAAGGGAGCAGUGGCUUUCACAAGUCUCAGGGAGAAAGAGUCCUCCUAGUCAAGUGUCCAGCAACGGCGAUGUCUCUCACCCUUGCGCGGGGGAAACGACCAUAGACGAGAGCUUUCCUGCGGAAAGCACUACGCCGAGCAAUACAAGUGGGAAUGGGACUGCCUCGAAAGCUGUUUCGUUUUGUACGGAGUCAAAGGGGCAUAGUAACGGUUCAGGGUCGGAUAGCAACGGGCACAGUAAAGACAGCAGCAACGGGUAUCAUCAUGGGGGGGAAAAGCCGGUUUUGCGGCGAUGGCAAACGCAGCCCGCCCUCCGGUCGUUGCACGAUGAGGAGGCUGCGCCGAAGGAUGCUGCGACUAGUCAAGCGCCGCAGCAGAAGGCUCAGAAGGCGAAAAUGAAGAAGGGUGUGCGGCCGCAAGAGGGGCCCGAGAGUAACGAGGGUGGGGGGGAUGCUGACGACUGGGAAGCGGCGGCGGAGGCGCUUGGGGUUGUGGUCCCUGAGUCGGGUUCGGAAACUGGGGUAGCGAGCGAGAACGGGUCGCACAGUCACCUUGCGGGGGACGAAAGCGGGGUUUCCACGGCGAGCGAGGGGGCGUCCCCGCGCACGCAAAACGGAUACCUGACCCGGAGGUUAGCGCCCGAGGUCCCAGACGCGUGCGCGCGGCAUCACCAUAGGGCGGGGGCCGGGGGCGCGUGGCGGCAAGAUGACUCGCACCGCCCCGGCACACUCCCGCGCCUCGAGAAGUUCAACAGCUUUCCAGUAGUGCCGCACAAUCACACGGGGUCCAUGUGGGAGGCAACAAUAAGCAGGACGAUGUGGGGGUCGUCCGCGGCGCCCGCGACGUGUCCGAUUUGUACAGAGGAGCUCGAUUUGACGGAUACUUCGUUUGUGCCGUGCCCGUGCGGGUUCCGGUUGUGCUUGUUCUGCCACCACAGGAUUGCUUUGGAUGACGGGAGGUGUCCAGGUUGUAGACAAGCGUAUGUGAAAGUUGAGAAGGUUGAGAAAUACAUUCAGGUGCCGCGAUCGCACCUGGUGCGCCUGAAAGUCUAGGUCAAGUUGCGGCUGAAGAGAUAGUGACCGAGUUGGAGUUUUGAUCGAUUCCUGUCAUGAGCAUUGAAGUUGAUAUUGACGGCAUACCAUGCGAUCUGUGCUGCAUCGUCGGAAUACUUUGCGUGCUUUGUCCGUAU
Messenger RNA from Klebsormidium nitens, 1671 nucleotides. NCBI's taxonomy places the organism in Eukaryota, Viridiplantae, Streptophyta, Klebsormidiophyceae, Klebsormidiales, Klebsormidiaceae. The record is from the annotation of a GenBank genome assembly.